CAAAUUACAACCUAGAAAGCUUGCAGGGCAAAGUGAUAGAAAUUUUACAAACCUAAUCUUAGUAUUAUUUUAUAACACCUGUCUAUGCUCGAAAAUUUGGCAGGGAAAAACAAUUGAUGAUCCGAAUCCUCCUUCAACAAUGACCACGAAGCAAAAUUUAACUCCUAAAGGAGUGCACCAAAAUAAAGGGAUCAAGGUUGAAGCUUCAGAAUCUGGGCUAGAGGGACCUGAAGAUGGUGACGUAUGCAGUGUACUGGUGGAUGUGUAUGGCUAUAAAGUAAAAGUGGGCAGUGCUCCUAUACUUGAUGCCAUUUUUGCCAACUAUGGUGACAUUACAGUCCAACUAUCGCUAUAAAUCACCAAUUGUCAGAGCUUCCCUUCUUGAUGUGGUUAGUGAUGUUGUCAGGCAGCUGAAAACCAGUGAUGUGAAUUCUUCUUCAAUUGAAGCUAUGAAAUUUGUAGUAUCUGAGGUUGCGAAUGCCAAGCUUGAUGUAACUUGGCUGCAACUGUAUCUGGAUGAGAUUUUUGAAGAGGAAGAUAUGGAGGAAAAGUAUUCCUAUCUAAUGGCUUUCAGAGAGACUACCAUGCUUGUCUCUAAAGAAGCUAAAAAGGACUUGGUAGAAAGGAACAGUGACGUCUUAGCAAAAGAGAAACGACUCAAAAAGGAUAAAAGGCGCUUGCAAGAGGCCAAAAGCCGAGCAGGAGAGGUAGAAAGGUAUGUCAACGUAUUUGACGUACUGGGUAAAAAAGUUCUACAGGACAUCAAGGAGACUAAAGAUCAAGCACGAUAUUGGCUGAGUAGGUUGAAUCAGCUUCUGUAGCCCGAAGCUGUUUUAUCUU
Lycium ferocissimum is the source of this 840-nucleotide messenger RNA. RefSeq lists its product as uncharacterized. The record is from RefSeq and is a predicted model, not a curated record. NCBI's taxonomy places the organism in Eukaryota, Viridiplantae, Streptophyta, Magnoliopsida, Solanales, Solanaceae. Bases 306 to 821 code for a protein of 171 amino acids. The transcript has 2 exons.